This is a messenger RNA of Salvelinus sp. IW2-2015, 3599 nucleotides long. NCBI's taxonomy places the organism in Eukaryota, Metazoa, Chordata, Actinopteri, Salmoniformes, Salmonidae. The record is from RefSeq and is a predicted model, not a curated record.
UAUUGGGAGAGCCGGAAGAGAGCUCGCCAAAAGGAAUAUUCCAUCACACCCCGAGGACUGUCAAGAGGUGCAUUCAUUUCACAUCUGAAAUAUAUUUUUGACAGCAGGGAAUUUUCAAAAUGUGGAAGGCAGCAGCAGGUCAGUCAGUCACCGUGGCAGUGGAUGACGGAGGUGACGACUGGGAGACAGACCCAGACUUUGAGAAUGACGUUUCGGAGAAGGAGCAGCGGUGGGGGGCCAAGACAGUGGAAGGCUCCGGUCACCAGGAACACAUUAAUAUCCACAAGCUGCGUGAGAACGUGUCGUCGGAGCACAGUGACCUUAGGCAGAAGGAGCAGGCCGCCAUGCCCAAAGCCUCGGACGGCUAUGGGGGCAAGUUUGGGGUGCAGCAGGACCGCAUGGACAAGUCUGCGGUGGGCCAUGAGUACCAGAGUAAGCUGUCCAAGCACUGCUCUCAGACAGACACAUCCAAAGGCUUCGGGGGGAAGUUUGGAGUGCAGGGCGACCGCGUCGACAAGUCCGCCGUCGGGUUUGACUAUGCCGGGAAGACUGAGAAACACGCGUCGCAGAAAGACUACUCCACAGGGUUUGGGGGGAAAUAUGGGGUGCAGGCAGACCGCGUGGACAAGACGGCAAUGGGCUUUGAAUACCAGGGCAAAACGGAGAAACACGACUCCCAGAAAGAUUACACCAAAGGUUUUGGCGGGAAGUUCGGAGUGGAGACGGACAAGGUGGACAAGAGCGCCAUGGGCUUUGAGUACCAGGGCAAAACAGAGAAGCACGAGUCUCAGAAAGAUUACGUGAAGGGCUUUGGUGGCAAGUUUGGUGUGCAGACGGACAGACAGGACAAGUCAGCCGUGGGAUGGGACCACCAGGAGAAACUGCAGCUCCACGAGUCGCAGAAAGACUAUAAGCGUGGGUUUGGAGGGCAGUAUGGGGUAGAGGUGGAGAAGCAAGACCAAUGUGCCCUGGGUUAUGAGCACAAGGAGAGGCUGGCCAAGCACGAGUCUCAGCAAGACUACUCCCAUGGGUUUGGAGGGAAGUUUGGCAUCCAGAAGGACAGAAUGGAUAAGAGUGCAGGUAACUUUGAGGAUGUGGAGAAACCAAAACCUGCCUACCAGAGGACCAAGCCUGUGGAAACUGCCGGCAGCAGCACGGGCAGCAUCAAGGCCCGCUUCGAGAACAUCGCCAAGCAGAAUGAGGAGGAGGACAAGAAGCGGGCGGAGGAGGAGAGAACCCGCCGCCAGGCCAAGGAGAAGCAGGAGCAAGAGGAGGCGCGGCGCAAGAUAGAGGAGACAGCCAAGGCUAAGCCUGCCUCCCUGGCUUCUGAGACCAUCCCUACCAUUAGCCCUACCCCUUCUGCCCAGCAAGCCUCACCUUCGUGUGCACCUGCAGCCGCCGACCCAGUUUACCAGAGGAAGAAAAAUAAGGACGUUGGUGUGUACGAGGAUCCUGCAGCAGAGGAGAAUGGGGAAGAGCUGUACGAGGCGGAGCCCACCUCCCGGCCCUCUGCCGAGCAGACGUACGAGGAGCCUCCCGCUCAGGAGGAGGCACUCUACCAGGUUCCUGACGAGACAGGAGACUCCCAGACAUAUGAGUACGGUGAGGACUUGGGGUUAACCGCAGUGGCCCUGUAUGACUACCAAGCAGCUGGUGAUGACGAGAUCUCUUUCGAUCCUGAUGACAUCAUCACUAACAUUGAGAUGAUUGACGAGGGCUGGUGGAGGGGUGUGUGCCGGGGUGCCUACGGCCUCUUCCCAGCCAAUUACGUUGAGGUUCGGCAAUGAGGCCGCCCAUUACACCAAACAGGCUCUCUCCCCAUCCCUCCAUCUCUUCUGAUUCCUCUCUUUUUCUCGCGCUCUGUCAUUCUGUUGAUCACGGUGCUUCUUUCAAGUGUGCUCGACAUUCUCAGGUCUUUCAGCUGUCCCUGUCUUUCUUCCUUUCUCUCGCUCCUCUCCUUGGGAGGAGGCUUCAGCCUGAUAAAGGACUCAGAAUAAAAGAAGAUUCACGGACAAACACUCACCCUGCUACGCAAUCGAGAGAGAUAGAGUGAGCGGGUGAGCCCUGCUAUGACAGAAAGGCCUUUCAUGGUAAAGCAAGUCAUCAGAAAAACACUACUCCCAUUAUAAUGGCUCGUUAUAUUCUUGGUUUUCUAUAAGAUGCCAGGCACUCUUGCUGCUUUGCCCCACUUGCACCAUUUAGUUGAUUUACUUAAAAUUGAAAUGUUCCCUCUUUGACAUGUAUUCAAUCUUCCACGGUAUCGAUUGAGACCUGGCUGCUACAGUAUCACUCGCAGUAUAGAUAUUAACAUCACCAAAGACGGAGAUCACAGAGGUGACGUAGAAAUUAACCCCAUGCUUUAUGUGCACAUAGUGACGUUGUGGUCCUCUUUUUAAGAAGGCUUAAAGUAACUUUUAGACCAAGUUUGAAACUAGUAUGAAGACAAAACACUGGAAUUGUAUUAUGUUUUGAUAAAAAAAAUGCCACUUCGAGAAGUGGUUUGACGUUGAUUGGUGUGCUAGCACUUUGGUUCAGUUUGGUAAUAGUACAGACCAGUAGUGAGUUGAUUGGUGUGUAGCUGGUUCGGAGAGAACUCUGAGCUGCGGUGAUUUCUUUCUCUUUUGGAACACUCUUGUUUGCUUUAGUCAGCGGAGAUCAGAUAACACUAAGAAACCGACUAGGGAUGUUUUUGAGGAUGUGUUAUUGACAACAGUAAGUUUGCUUAGGCUUACCCACAUUUUUGGUGUAACGCCUGCAUUUGCUUAAUCAAGGGGCAAAUACGAUCACCGUAGAUGUCGUGAACCUCUGUUGCUGCUUCUAGUCUCCUCCUUUUCUCAUUGUCAUGAAAGAACACACCAGAAAGCAGUAGAAGAAAAUAAAUCAUGUAGUCGUCUUUCUUUUUAAUCACCCGCCCAUAGCCCUGCGGUAGAUCAUGUCAGAUAGGAUGCUGAAAGUAAAUGAUGUACAGAAUUUUUAUGAUGCUCUGAGAAAUAUAUUGAGUAGAAAAAAAUAAUCUGUUUUUCAAACCCCUGCCCUCGCUGCGUGUUCGAUGUAGACAAGACCUGUAUAUUUUGUCACGUGCGUGUCGUCACGCUGCCUGUGACAGGAGUCUGUCACGUGUUCUAUGUCAUGUCUGUAGCGUGUUCAUGUACUGUAUGUGAGACUUGGUAUAUUAUUAUGUCUGGGGCCACAUUGACAUCCGUAUCAAGACCAACAUGUACUGUUGACUGAGUGACUGCAGAGUGAUAUUUAUCUAUAGGCGGCUGGCUAUAAGUACGAAAAUAAUAUUCUGUAACAAUAUUGGGCUAUAAGGGGGAUUUUGACUGUGAUUGUUUCUAAAACGCAGAGUGAUUAUUUUAACCGAUGACAAUCUCACCCCAACGUCACGGCGAUCUAAUGCAGUAGUGUAGCUUCAGUAGGUGAGUGGGGAUGGGAUCUCAUCAAAUAAAUUCUUUGGGGUUUUAUAAUAAUAAAGUGACCUUUUAUAUUUGUUUCUUUUUUUCUGUUCUUCUGCUUGCUCAAGUCACCACAUUACCUGCUUGUUCUUUUGUUUUUUGUAAGUAAAUAGUUUAAAUAAACAAUGUAUGGAUAGUAUUUUG